CAAAACAGGAACACUGGAGAACACAUCGUUGUACAUGAAGUAUUCCUGGGGGUGAACUCUGGCUACUCUGACCCAACGGAUUACUCUGGCUGUUUCAUCCAUUGACGGCAAGCAGACAACAAGUGACCAUGGAUUUUCUCAAUCACAACUAUUUGAAUGCGCGCAACCCCUAUGAUUAUACCUUCAAUUUCUGGAACGACUAUCUCGGACUCACGACAUUGGUUACGAAGAAUAACAAGCUCAACAUGCCCCAGAAUCCGAACUCCAUCACCGAGUCCCUGAAAGCGACUCUGGGUUUGGACGAUUCCCCGGCGUGUCCGUGCGUAAUCGCGGGCGGCACCGGAGAGAGCGGACAGCUGGACUGCUGCUGCCCGUCCGUGAGCCCCCCGCCGCCCUCCAUCCUGGAGCUGAAGGAGCGCUUCUCCAUCCUGAGCCCGUUCCAUAACCAGCUGCCGGAGCGGGAGGUGGGCUUCGGGGCAAGUUUCGCUGGGUUCGACCUCUUUGGCGUGGAGAGGAAGAUGCGCAAACCCGCAUCCAGGGGCAAACAGGAGCCCAAAAUCUGCGUGUUCUGCCGAAAUAACGGAGCGCCGGAGGAGGUGUUCGGCUCCCACGUCCUGAAAACUCAUGACGGCAGGGUUGUGUGUCCGAUUCUGAGGGCUUACACCUGCCCGCUCUGCAGCGCCAACGGGGACAAUGCCCACACGAUAAAAUACUGUCCACUGUCAAAGGACCAGCCAUCCCAGCGCCCAUUAAAGGGGGGGAGGGCUGUGGGCGGUAAGAGGAUGAAAAUAUUCUAAGCAGACGAAUCUAUAAAGUAAAUUGAAUUGCACUGAACAAUUUCCAGAUGACUGUUUUGAUUUCGGGUUUAGCCUUUAUUACUGUUUCAUACGCAUACUGACUCUUUUCUUUGUUCCAUCUAUCAGAUUGCUUCUAUUUUUAUAGUUCUUUUAUCCACAUAGAAUCAUUUCUGCGUUAUACGUUGGAUUUACUUUUUGCUCUAGUUUUUAGUCAUUUUGAGUGUGUGCAUACAAAAACACAUAUGUAUCAGUAAUCUAAUAUUCUUGAAAGUAUUUUUUUGGUCACAUAAGAACAUACACUGACAUUUUGGUAAAGGUGAUGAAUGUCAUAACCAGUUUCUACCAAGUAUUUUUGUACGGCGAGCUAAAAGCCCGCUGCAAUCUUCUUUCACGUCUUAGAGAAACCAAAGUUAUGUUUGCCAUUAAAGAAGCUGAAGAAUGUGUUGGUAAUGUUUAUGUGUGGGUCUGACUGAAGGAGGAGGUCUUUGAACCCCUCUGCCUGCCUGAAAGGGAAGAAGGAGAGAGAGAGAAAAAAACACCACAUGUUUUCCAACUUGCUCUAAAAGUUGUUGCUCUUUCUGGGAGGAAGGAACUAAAAACAGACAAUGUGGCUUCUGUUUUAGCUCCAGUUCACUGGGGAACCAACAACUCUGUGUGAUGAGAGACCUAUUUCAGCUCAUACCUGAUCAGAUAUGAAAUUAUUCUACAUUUUUUUUGUGUUUACAUUCCCAAAUGAGAGUGACACACUGGAUUUGAAUUUCUCUGUAAGGUCUAUGUUGUUAUUUUAUUGUUUUAUUUUUAUCUUUUUGGAUUUUCUUUUCUCCCCCUGAUAAUUUGUUCAGCUGAGAGUCUCGUGGCCAGAUCUGCUCUGUCAUAUAAAGCAGUGAGCCCUUAACACCUGAAAAAAAAAUCAUAGCAAAUGAAUGUCAGUAAAGAAUAUUCCAAUUUUUCCUUUUCUGAAGAAUCCCAAAAAAAAAAAGAUGCAAAAAUGUCCUGAAUGUACGAUUAAAAGUGUCACUUGUGGGACUGCACAGUUCUGAAAGUUUUGUUUACCAAAGGUUAACAACUGCAUUAAAGAGAAAAAUACAACAAAUUUGCUGUACAGUCAAUAAAAAAAUGAUGUUUAUUCAGUAUUUUAACAUGACAAGUGACUUCAGAGGGUGCUACCUCAACGGGAUUUUGUACUUAUAUGUAAAAAAAACUCAAUAGCAGUUUAUUGAUAUAGUGCUGCCAUUUAUAAUAAGGGUUUUUGAUAGUAUUUUUGAUCUUUGUAUAACAUAAUUGUAUUUUCAUUUUGCUGCAUUUAACACAAUGGAAGUGAGUUUCCAAAAAGCUAUAAUGAGCAUUGCUUCACCAAAAGGUGAUAGUUUGUAAAUAAUGAAUAUGCCCAUACUUUUGAAAGAUUAGCUGUCCAACGAUACAUUAAGAGUGUGUAAAAAGAGUGAAAAACAAUGCUGACAAUUGCCACUUUUAACAGAGGUUUUUGAAUAAAUGAGUAAGAGAAAAAGAAACACUGUUGAACCUUGUUAUUUAUAUUUGACCAUAUUUUACUGUAUGCUGCUGUGCAGAAUAACAUGAAUUCACUAGAGAAAUAAAAACAUAUCAAAUAUUUGAGCUAUA
Messenger RNA from Fundulus heteroclitus (mummichog), 2417 nucleotides. It is a transcript of the gene nanos1, whose product is annotated as nanos homolog 1. The record is from RefSeq and is a predicted model, not a curated record. Gene Ontology annotation, biological process: negative regulation of translation; oogenesis. NCBI's taxonomy places the organism in Eukaryota, Metazoa, Chordata, Actinopteri, Cyprinodontiformes, Fundulidae. Bases 129 to 797 code for a protein of 222 amino acids. Gene Ontology annotation, molecular function: zinc ion binding; mRNA binding. The transcript has a single exon. Gene Ontology annotation, cellular component: perinuclear region of cytoplasm.